This is a messenger RNA of Amaranthus tricolor (Joseph's coat), 3173 nucleotides long. Its product is annotated as BTB/POZ domain-containing protein NPY1. Lineage: Eukaryota; Viridiplantae; Streptophyta; Magnoliopsida; Caryophyllales; Amaranthaceae. Gene Ontology annotation, molecular function: protein binding. The transcript is spliced from 4 exons. The coding region runs from base 882 to 2726 and encodes 614 amino acids. The record is from RefSeq and is a predicted model, not a curated record.
UAAUAACCAUUGGUGUGGUCAAUUUUUUUUUACAUUGGUAUAUUAUGAGAGACAUUUAAUUGAAAUAGUGGAGUUUUUUGGGAUUGGGCACAUUACUUUGGACAUAAAUUCAGGAAAAGGUCUUCAAAGAACAUGUCCAUAUUUAUUUCUCUGUCCUCAGACACUCUGUGAAUAUACACUGUCUUGCUCUUCCUUCUUUCUCUGUCUUCCUUCCACACUUUCUCUCUCUACCUUCCACACUUUCUCUCUCCAUAUAUCUGGUAAACGUGUGUAAAUAAGCUUUUUGGAGUGAAAAUUUAUUUUCUUUUGCAUUUACUUCAAAAAAAUGAUCAAUUUAAAGUCAUUAUUAUAAGUAAUAAAUUAUCAAUAAAAACAGGAGAUUUUUCUUUGAAAUUGAGAUUUGGGUCAGAAGAAAAAUUGGCAAAGUUCAGAAGUUUCAGAGCAAAGGCGGCUAAGGAGUUAAUUAGGUGAUGUGGUGUGAUAGUGAGAUGGGUUUUGAGGGGACAUGAUAUUUAUUGCAUCCAUUUGUAAAAAAGCUUGCAGAUUCAUAGAGUAAUUAAUUGUUGAAUAUAAGGAGAAAUUGGGCUAAAUAUGAGCUGGGUUUUUGCUGUUUUUUCUCUUUUAUUACCUGGGUUGAAGUAAAGUUCUUAUUUUGCUUUGCCUUGUACAAAAAGGUUUUAGAGCGAGAAAGGAAGGUGGGUUAGUCUUCUUUUAGGGGAAAAGUUUGUGGGUUUUUGUUGGUUCUUUACCCUACUUCUUGGUUUGCUGAUAUGUUUAAGAGUUUUCAUUUUGAUUGGAGAUUUUUAUGGGAAAAACUAUUCAUUAAUUUCAAGAAUUUCUAAAAGUUGAAUUGUAAUCUUGGCAUUACAUAAGGGAAGAAGAUGAAGUUCAUGAAACUUGGUUCCAAGCCUGAUACUUUUCAGUCAGAUGGUUCCUCUAUUAGAUAUGUUUCUUCAGACCUCGCCUCUGAUGUUGCUGUAAACGUGGGUGAAGUGAAAUUCUACCUUCACAAGUUUCCUCUACUGUCAAAGAGCAGCCGUCUGCAAAAGCUCAUUCUGAAAGCUGAUGAAGAAAAAUGCGAUGAAAUUCAUUUGCCUGAGUUUCCUGGUGGUCCAAAAGCUUUUGAUAUUUGUGCCAAGUUCUGCUAUGGGAUGACUGUUACUCUUAAUGCAUAUAAUGUCGUUGUCGCUCGUUGUGCUGCUGAGUACCUCGGAAUGACUGAGGACAUUGAUCGAGGAAAUCUCAUUUAUAAGAUAGAAGUGUUUCUCAAUUCCAGUAUUUUCCGCACUUGGAAAGAUUCAAUUAUCGUCCUUCAAACCACUAAAUCGCUAUUACAGUGGUCUGAAGAUCUUAAGAUUGUCGGUAGAUGCAUAGACUCCAUUGCAUCCAAGACAUCUGUGAACCCUUCAAAAAUAACAUGGUCGUACACACAUAAUAGAAAACUGGCUAUGCAAGACAAAAUAUCGGAGCAUGAGAAUAUCGAGUCAGUUCCUAAAGAUUGGUGGGUUGAGGAUAUAUGUGAAUUAGAUAUCAACAUGUACAAGCGAGUUAUGAUUGCUAUUAAAUCAAAUGGAAGAAUGGAUGGUUCUGUGAUCGGGGAAGCUCUAAAAUUCUAUGCCAUUAGAUGGCUUCCGGAUUCUGUUGACGCCUUAGUUUCUGAGGAUCAUAUUCAAAGAAACAAAUUGUUGGUUGAAACAAUCAUAUGUUUAUUACCCCCUGAUAGAUCCUUGGGAUGUUCCUGUAGCUUCUUGCUCAAGCUAUUAAAAGUCGCAGUUCUAGUUGAAGCAGAUGAUUCAGCAACAGAAGAGUUGGUGAGAAAAAUCAGUUUGAAGUUCGAUCAGGCGUCGGUGAAGGACCUGUUAAUCCCGGCAAGGUCUCCUAAAACUACUACUUAUGAUGUUGAACUCAUUAUAGGCAUUGUUAAAAAAUUUAUACUCGAGGAGAAAAGUUGCUGGGAUAUACCUGUUUACGACUACAGUGAGAAGGAGCCUGAAUUAAGUGCAGACCGUGAAUCUUGGAUAAAUGUUGGCGGACUCAUAGAUUCAUAUCUUACAGAAAUUGCUUCUGAUCCAAAUUUGACUCCAUCAAGCUUCAUUGAAUUGGCGAGAUUGAUACCUGAAUCAGCUAGACCCAUCCACGAUGGAUUGUAUAGAGCUGUUGAUACGUACUUAAAGGGACAUCCGGACUUGACUAAAUCGGAAAAGAAGCAAAUAUGCGGGCUCAUGGAUGUUAAGAAGUUCACAAUGGAUGCAUCAAUGCAUGCAGCACAAAACGAGCGGCUUCCACUUCGAGUGGUUGUACAAGUUUUGUACUUUGAGCAGAUGAGGUCAGGCAGUACAACGCAUACCCUUACUAGAACUUCCAACAAUACUUCAUCUUCCACGCCUAAUGAUGAAGAAGAAUGGGACCAAAGAACCUUAGAUAGCUGCAAAUCACUAAGGAAACAGAUAGAAAAAGUGAAGAUCAAGGAACCCGAAACGAUCCCAAAAAAUGGGAAAUCAAUGGCCAAGAAAAACAGUAGUAGGAACAGUCAGAGUGGUGCUCAGUUGCUUCCUUCUCGAUCUAGGAGGAUAUUCGAUAAGUUAUGGGGUACGGGAAAGGGUAACAACGAGAGCAAGAGCUCAGAGACGAGUGGGAGUUCUCAGUCACCGACUACUUCAUUGGUUCGGGGUGACACCAAGUCUUCCGGAUCAAGCUCAAGGAACAGAAGGCAUUCUAUCUCUUGAAACAAGCAUUAGAAGGUGGAUAUAUUAAGGGGAUUUGGUGAUAGUGAACUACUAGUGUAAGUAAAAGAUGUUCUAGGAUUAGGCUCUUAAUUCCUUGGGUACUUGGUCGAUGAUGUAAUCUAUGUCACUCUGACUUUUCUAGGUGUUAAAGUCUCGUGUUAUAGAGUGUCGUGUUGUAGAGUGUCGGACACGCAAAAAUACUCGUAUUAAAGAAAUACUAGAUAAUGUUAUUGGGCUAUCUAAACGAGCUCGACUCAGGUGUCCGACGGUCGACACACAAGGUAAGUGAAGUAUUGGAGCAUCAAGAGUAAUAUAAUGUUCAUAAAAAGCAAGGAAGUUGAUGUGAUGUAUCCAGCAAAAAAUGCCCUGAAAACUGAAAAUUGUAAACAAUUCCUUUUGUAUGCUGCCAUCAAUUUGGUUUGUUAUUUAUUUACUUUAUUUCUCUAA